GGCAGCUAAUGAGUAGCGCUAUGUGUCGUUCAUAUCAUUUAACUAACGAAGCUCAGAAGUUAUAACCCUCCGCAAAACGCUUUCAUCCUUGUCUUCUUCCUUUUUACUUCUCCACAAUCUUCUCUUCUUCUUCCUCCUCCUCGCCCCCUGUGAAUCUGUGAUUUGACUCGCUUCAUCUCUCUCAACUCCCAUCUUCCCCUCUCUUUCCUCGCCCCAAUCGCCCAUUCCUCUAUGUCACUCCACGAGAUCCAUCCAUGGACCCUCUCCGGAUUACUCGGAGCCUUUCUCGAUCUUGCUCUCGUUUAUGUUCUCCUCUGCAUAUCCGCCACUGCCUUCAUCCCCUGCAAGAUUCUCAAGAUGAUUGGAUUGUUCCUGCCUUGCCCCUGCAGUGGGUUCUACGGCCGUCAGAACGCUAAUCUAUGCUUCCGCAGACUGCUCUUCAAUUGGCCCAAGAGGAAGAUCUCUUCCGUCCUCCACUUCGUCAAGACCAGGUUUCCUUUCGAUUUGCUUUUGGUCGACGACCAAAUUGGUAACUCCAAUAGGAAGCUUCAGACCAAGGGGGUUCCUCAAUCGCAGCAGAAUCUCGCUGAUAGAGAUGGCGACUAUGAUAGAAAGGGCAAGAGGGUUAUGUACCAGAGGCCCAGGACUAAAAUCCGGCGUGGGAGGAGAGCUGCUGUUGAAUGUGGGAGAUUGGCCAGGGGAAUCUGUGACAGCAAUGAAGCUAGGAAGGAAAGGGAAUCCGUGGCGUUGGUUGAGAGAGAUGAAUUUAUUCACGAUGUUAUUAAUGAAUCAAAUCACAUUCACUUGAGCGAAAGAACCUGGCAAGGUUCCGAAUCAAGUGGCUCGGUUGGCGAAAAUAAUUAUAUAGAUAAAGGUUCUUCAACUAUAGGACAAGAUACCAGCAAUGCCGAAGAGAGAGGCAUUAUCAGAAAUGAAGCAAGCUCUAUUGGAUUGUUGGAGGAAGCGCUUGAAGAAGAGAAAGCUGCUCGGGCAUCUCUGUAUAUGGAACUGGAGGAGGAGAGAGCAGCUGCUGCUACUGCUGCUGACGAAGCAAUAGCCAUGAUAAUACGUUUACAAAAUGAGAAGGCAUCAGUUGAAAUGGAAGCAAGACAAUAUCAGAGGGUAAUAGAAGAAAAAUUUGCUUACGAUGAAGAAGAGAUGAAUCUACUUAGAGAGAUCCUUGUCAAGAGGGAAAUAGAUUAUCACGUACUGGAGAAGGAAAUUGAAGCAUAUAGGGAGAUGGAUUUUUCAGAAGAGGAACAAUCAAUAAGAAAUUGGGAUUUUAUAUUGGAUGACCAUAAAGAACAGUCUGCCACUACCCAUUACUCAAAUGGAGAUCCACCCAUUGUUCAGCAAAUUGAGAAUGCUAUUUCUCUUUCAAGGAAAGCAAAGUUGAAUGAAACUAAAAGUUAUAACUCCCAAUGCCAUUUUAAUGAAGGCGGCUUGCUUGAGCAAACUACCUGGACUAAUGAAGACAAUGAACUGAAGGAUAAUAGCUUAGUAUGUGAGCAUUUCGCUACUAAGGCAGCUCAUGUGGUUCGCAGUUUAGGAAGUUCCGAACUUGAUAUGGAAAUAGAUGUUCAAGAUAUUCAUGUGAUUGAUGAAAAACUCCACCUAGGAGACAAGAAGGAGGAUAUAAAAGUUGAUAAUUGAUUCAGCCAGCAUCAUAUGAUCCUACAAUUGUGCUAUCACCUCUGGAACAUUUAAUGCCGAAAGCAUGGAUCAACCGUCCUAAUCAAUCAUAGAAGUAGGAUUCUGGUUUGCUACCUUUUCGUAUUCAUGUGCUCUAGAAGGAUUUUUAACCUUCAGUAAAUAUUUAAUCUUCAGUAAAUAUUGAAUGGUGGUGUUGUGUUGUGGGGUUAGAAAGGUCAAGAACUGUUUCAUCAGUGUAGGAAACAAAAGAGCAUAAUGGAACUUCCUGGUAAAAUUACAAACUCCAAGAUAUUUGACAGCUAAAGGAUCCUUUUUCACAGGUUUUCUUGACCUCUUCCUAUUCUAAGGUUGGGGCCAAGACUCGUAUAUGGUAGUUGAGAUUUGUCUGUGAAGAAGAAUCUUCUGUCUUUGGUGACGUUUGUAAGAUUUGUGAAGAUGAAAAAUUCUUGAAUUUUCUCUCUUUCUCCUCUUCACUUUGUAAAUUAAUUAUAUAUGUGGCUUCUUCUGUUUGAGUGAGAUUAGGUAUCAUGUCCUGAUGUUAUUUUUGAUAUGUAGUCUGUUGUAAGAAAAAAAUAAUAAUAAGAAAAAAGGAUAGGUAUA
Molecule: messenger RNA, 2253 nt
Organism: Momordica charantia (bitter melon)
Lineage: Eukaryota; Viridiplantae; Streptophyta; Magnoliopsida; Cucurbitales; Cucurbitaceae
Source: RefSeq, a predicted model, not a curated record